UGAAUACGUUAGAUAAUAUUUGGUAAAACAUUUUAAAAAGUCAUUUGGAGUUGAAAUCAAAUGUUAUAGUUUUACCAAUCUACAUUGUGUAUUUUCUAACGAAGGAGUGCUAAAUGACACCUCUUCGAUAAGGAUGACUGGUCGAACAAAAAUUCUCCAUCACACACAUUAUCACACCUUGUCUAAACUAAAUACAUUCUAAAAAUCUUUGAUUUUACACUAUAACUUUCCUCUACAAAUAGUGCACUUUGAGGACCUUAUUUUCAUAUCAACCAAAAUAAGAAUAUCAUAUACUAUAACUCACUAUUCCUCUCUCUCUCUCAAUGGCAUUGAAGGUUGUAAUGGUGUUGUUCCUUGCAAUGCUUGUGUUCAAAGAGCAUAAUGCUAUGGCACAAGAAGAGCGUGACGCAUUAUGCGCCACUUUGUGUGCAUUGAAGUGCAAAGCAAAGCCGUGGUGCCUAGCUAAGUGCCUUGCCGGUUGCGUUACAACUACAAACACAGAUGAAUCAUCAGUUGAUACUGAGGUUGCAAUUCAUAACCGUGUUUGUAAUAUUGGAUGUUCCAUUGGCCAUUGCUCCAAGUUUCUCGUUCAAUAUGAUAAUGAGAAGUUUGGAAGUUGCAUGACAAACUGCAGUGAGAACUAUUGCAUUGGCAAUACUCUUGAGAAAGCUGAUUAAGAACAAGUUCGAAUAUAAAUAAGUAAAAUUAUGGCCACUAAGUAUGUGCCUGCCACACUAUGUUAUGUACUUAAGCUACUAAUAAUGCUUUUGUGGUUGUAAUUUUCUGUGUUGCGUGUAAUUGUGUUGUAUUGAAUAAAACUCUAGUUCUUCCUACUAAA
Messenger RNA from Capsicum annuum, 838 nucleotides. RefSeq lists its product as uncharacterized. The coding region runs from base 324 to 677 and encodes 117 amino acids. The transcript is spliced from 2 exons. Lineage: Eukaryota; Viridiplantae; Streptophyta; Magnoliopsida; Solanales; Solanaceae. The record is from RefSeq and is a predicted model, not a curated record.